AUGUCUCCUCAGCAGGUGCACGACAACACCGUCUACCUACUCCCUCUAAAGGAUGAUGGCACGCCGGAUCUGCCGGGCGAACCCCCAUACAUCUACCUGAGUCCUCCGACAGUCCCAGCAUACAGCGUGAGGUUCGAGAUCGAGGGCACCAGCUCGAUUACUCGGCAAGGCAGCCUGUGGGUGAACAUUCCGGAAAGACACCAGCCCUUCGACCGGAAGAAGUUUCGGGAGAUCAAACUCAAGCCGAGCUUCAAAGAUGCCAUCAAGAUUGAUAUUCCGAUCUACUGUGCCGGCGCUUUCUCCUUCUACUGCACCUACACCCCUCUGCCGCCCUUCACCACGAAGAAGGUCGACCCACCCAAGCCGACGUCCACCCCGACCUUCUACAUCGAUGUGUCGCCGUCACUGCAUGUUCAGAAGUCCAGGGUGCCACUCGACGCCAUCUCCUGCAUUUCCGUCUUGUCCAAGUUCAUGGGCAAGUACCCGGACGAUUGGGAGCGUCACCUCCAUGGCAUCAGCGAGCGCGGGUACAACAUGGUCCACUACACACCGUUGAUGAUCAGGGGUGACAGCAACUCGCCAUAUUCGAUCUACGAUCAGCAUACCUUCGACAAGGCAAUGUUCCCGCAAGGCGAGGCAGACGUCGAACGCUUGACCAAGAACAUGGUCGACGACUACGGCCUCAUGUCAUUGACUGAUGUCGUCUGGAAUCAUACUGCAAACAACAGCAAGUGGUUGGAAGAGCAUCCGGAGGCAGGCUAUAAUCUCAAUACGGCACCACACCUCCGAGCUGCCUACGAGCUGGACAGCGCAUUGCUGCGUUAUUCGGCAAACCUCCAGCAACUGGGCAUGCCCACUCGGUUGAAGAGUCAAGACGACCUGCUCCGCAUCAUGGAUGGCAUGAAGAUUCACGUCAUUGGAGCCCUCAAGCUGUGGGAGUUUUACGUCUGCGAUGUUGAGCGGGACACCAAGGCCGCUGUCACUGCCUGGACCGGAAACAACGCCGACCUCAGCGAUCCACUUCCGGACGAUGCGGCCUCAUGGAACCUGAAGCAGAAGGCUGAAUGGCUGCGUGAUCGCGCAUGUCCCGGCAAGGACCGCAUGGGCGAGCGGUUCCGGCGUCGCAUCAUCCCAGAGCGCGCUGCUGCGCUGUUGACUAAGCUGUUCGGCAGGUACAAUGCCAAGGCCAACGGCGAGGGUGACAUGCGCGUCGCAUACGGGACCAUGCAGCGGUUCCUGAACGAAGUCAACCUCGACUGGUACCGCGAGUAUGACGCUGAUGUCGCCGCCAUCAUGGAACAGGUCUUCAACCGCACCAAGUACAUGCGCUUGGACGAGAACGGACCCAGGACUGGCGACAUCACGAUCCAGAACCCAUUGACUGAGUCGUACUUCACUCGACUGCCAGUCAACGAUACCACGUCGAAGCACGAUCCAGACUCGCUGGCUCUUGCGAACAACGGCUGGGUAUGGGCUGCAGAUGUCAUGCGUGACAACGCCGGUCCGAAGUCGAAGGUCUAUCUACGUCGUGAGCUGAUCGUCUGGCAAGACUGUGUCAAGCUUCGCUACGGUUCUGGUCCCGAUGACUCGCCGUACCUGUGGAAGUUCAUGACAGAGUACACACAACUUAUGGCCAAGCACUUCCACGGCUUCCGCAUCGACAACUGCCAUUCGACACCUAUGCAUGUCGCCGAACACAUGCUUGACGCCGCGAGACACGUCCAGCCGAACUUGGUCAUUGCUGCGGAACUCUUCAGUGGUGACGAGAAGAUGGACUUCAUGUACUGUCAACGUCUCGGCAUCAGCUUCUUGGUUCGGGAAGCGAUGCAAUGUUGGUCGACCGCCGAGGUUAGCAGACUGGUGCACAUCAACUGCGGCAGGCCUAUUGGGUCUUUCGAGCGUGACGACGUCGCUGGCUUGGACACGAAGCCGCAGGCCAACGGGACAACCAAUGGAGCGCUCCAGGGCAAGGAGAUUGUGCACAAGAUCAACCCAUCGAAGAUUCACGCUCUUCUCAUGGACUGUACCCACGACAACGAGACGCCUAUCCAGCGUCGCGAUGGACGGGAUACUCUGACCAACUCCGCACUGGUGGCCAUGUGUGCCUCUGCCUCUGGAUCUGUCUUCGGCAUGGACGAGCUGUACCCGCAGCUGAUCGAGCUGGUCCACGAGACCAGGCCGUACACUUCACCAUACAGCAACCUCAAGCCGGGUGAGAGCUUGCGCAUUGGCCCGUCUGAAGGUACCGGCGGUGUCAAGCGCCUCAUGAACCAGCUCCACACCAUCAUGGGCGUGGACCACUACGACGAGUGCUUUGUGCAUCACGAUGGCGAGUACAUCACCGUCCACCGCAUGCAUCCAAAGUCUCGCAAGGGCUACUACUUGAUUGCUCACACCGCCUUCCCUGGCUAUGGCAACGGCAAUGGUGGCUUCCAGCCGCAAUGGCUUACUGGGACCAAGGCGAAGUUGCUGGGAGCCUGGAACUUGGAGUGCGACCAGUCCCGGGAGGCCAAGCAGGCUGCGAUCAAUGACAAGGUGCUUCGCGGUGUACCCUCGCACACCAACGACCUCAAGGGCGUGCAGGUCGAACAGCGAGGUGAGGAUACUGUCAUCACCGUGCCAGAGUUCUUCCCGCCUGGCUCCAUCGCCAUGUUCGAGACCUGGAUUCCGGGUGCUGAGCACAGCGAGGGUCUCGACAAGUUCGCCACUUCUGGCGCCCGGGAUGCAUUUACAAAGGUGACGCUGAACGAGCUCAAUGCUGUGCUGUACCGUGCCGACUCCGAAGAGCGUGCCAUGUCCGGUGGCGCUGACGGCGUGUACUCCAUUCCUGGCAUGGGUCCGCUUGUCUACUGCGGUCUGCAGGGCUGGUGGAGUGUGCUUCGCGACAUCAUCAAGCAUAACGACCUCGGCCAUCCUAUGUGCAGCCAUCUCCGUGACGGCAAAUGGGCACUUGACUACAUUGUUGGCCGCCUUGACAAGCUGGCCGAGAGAGACAUCUACUCGCACCUCAAGGGACCGGCUGACUGGCUCCGUGUCCGGUUCGAUGCCAUCCGCAAGCUGCCGAGCUUUUUGUUCCCACGAUAUUUCGCCCUCGUCAUCCGGACCGCGCACAAGGCUGCCUGCGAACGUAGCAUCGAGCAGAUGAGCCACAACGUCCAAGCCGGCCAGCGAUUCCUCAAGAAGCUUGCCAUGGUCAGCGUGCAAUGCAAUGGCUACAUGGAGAAUGCUUCGCUCUGGCCUGACAAGAUGGUGCCGUCCCUCGCCGCUGGUCUUCCUCACUUCGCGCAGGACUGGGCACGUUGCUGGGGUCGCGACACCAUGAUCGCCAUGCGAGGCCUGCUGCUUAGCACGGGCAGGUUCGACGACGCGAAGGAGCACCUGUUAUGCUUUGCUUCUCUUGUCAAGCAUGGCAUGAUUCCGAACUUGCUCGGCAGUGGCAAGCUCCCGCGCUACAACUCCCGUGACUCGGUCUGGUUCUUCCUGCAGAACAUCCAGGAUUACGUCACGCUUGUUCCUCAUGGCGACACCAUCCUCAAGGAGACUGUGAAGCGCCGCUUCAAGCCAUACGACGAUACCUGGUUUGCUUGGGACGAUGAGCGUGCGUACAAGGACACCAGCUCUGUGGAGGACGUCAUUCACGAGUGUCUCCAGAGGCAUGCCGGCGGCCUACACUUCCGCGAGUACAAUGCUGGCCCAAGCCUCGACAGCCAGAUGAAGCCAGAUGGUUUCAACAUUGACAUGGACGUUGACUGGAAGACUGGCAUCCUCUUUGGCGGCAACGAACAGAACUGCGGCACCUGGAUGGACAAGAUGGGCGAGAGUGUCAAGGCUGGCAACAAGGGCGAGCCUGGUACGUCGAGAGACGGUGCGCCUGUCGAGAUCACCGGUCUGCUGUACAGCACGCUGAAGUGGGUUGAUGGCCUUCACCGCAACGGCUCCUUCAAAUACGAAGGCGUCACCACUUCCGAUGGCAAGAAGGUCUCCUACGCCGACUGGGCGGCGAAGAUCAAGGCCAACUUCGAGCACUGCUACUACGUGCCAGUCGACCCAAGCGAGGACAGCCAGUACGACGUCAACUCCAAGAUUGUCAACCGCCGCGGCAUCUACAAGGACGUCUACCGCGGCAAGAAGGAGUACCGCGACUACCAGCUCCGCCCCAAUUUCCCCAUCACCAUGACUGUGGCCCCGGACCUCUUCAACCCUCAACACGCCCUCGUCGCGCUCGAGGUGGCGGACAAGUACAUUCGCGGCCCUACCGGCAUGGCGACGCUCGAUCCUGGCGACCACGAAUACCACCCGUGGUACUUCAACAGCGAGGACAGCGACAACUUCGCUACCGCGAAGGGACGGUCCUACCACCAAGGCCCGGAGUGGCUGUGGCCGACCGGCUUCUUCUUGCGGGCGUUGCUCAAGUUCGACCUCAUGCGCCGGCAGACGAAGGAGGAGAAGGUGGAGGCGUUCCAGCAGGUCACCGCCAGGCUGCAUGGGUGCCAGCAGAUGAUCCGGGAGAGUCCGUGGGCGGGCUUGACGGAGCUGACGAACAAGGACGGGGCGUAUUGUGGUGAUUCGUGCCCGACGCAAGCGUGGUCCGCAGGGUGCAUAAUAGAUCUCUACGACGACGCGAGCAAGUACUCCGACGAGCUGCUGUAG
Molecule: messenger RNA, 4650 nt
Organism: Saxophila tyrrhenica
Lineage: Eukaryota; Fungi; Ascomycota; Dothideomycetes; Mycosphaerellales; Extremaceae
Gene: GDB1
Product: bifunctional 4-alpha-glucanotransferase/amylo-alpha-1,6-glucosidase
Exons: 3
Coding region: 1-4650 (1549 amino acids)
Biological process (GO): glycogen catabolic process
Molecular function (GO): amylo-alpha-1,6-glucosidase activity; 4-alpha-glucanotransferase activity
Source: RefSeq, a predicted model, not a curated record